This is a messenger RNA of Gossypium raimondii (Peruvian cotton), 1464 nucleotides long. RefSeq names its product pentatricopeptide repeat-containing protein At4g18975, chloroplastic. Bases 275 to 1189 code for a protein of 304 amino acids. The record is from RefSeq and is a predicted model, not a curated record. Gene Ontology annotation, molecular function: protein binding. The transcript is spliced from 8 exons. Lineage: Eukaryota; Viridiplantae; Streptophyta; Magnoliopsida; Malvales; Malvaceae.
GAAAUACAAAUUGUAAUGACGACCCAAAUACAUCCCACCCUUGGUAAACGGUAAACCCGUCUCGACCUAAUUCAGUCCGAGCAGGUUCACUCCCUCUUUUGUCUUCGGUUAUACCAUUAUUAUUAUUUUGAAUGACAAGAAAUUAGCCAGUAACCAGUAGGUACUUAUAAACAUAUUUACGAGUUCCACCUGUUUCUUGCUCUCGUCUUGAAAGACCAGCGCCACCACCACGCUUUUAGCUCUUCCAUUGCCAUAUCGAAUCCAACCCGUUCUGAUGCUGCGAUUUGCAUUGCAAAAAAUUUCUGGACACUCCACGCAAAGGAUUUUUCUUCCUGCAACAUCAACGUUGAUGAGAGGUUGCUCCUUUGCUACAUAUGAGGUUAUCCCAAAAGGACAAGGAAGAGAAGCACACUGUGACCACGUUGUGAAGGAUCAAUGUAAUAACCAAGUCGCGAAUCUUUAUCCCAAGCCAAAUGUUGGAGGUCAACAGAAGCUCCAAAUUGGGCAGAAUGUCUCAAGAAAGGACAAAAUUAAGUUUCUUGUCACCACACUUCUUGAUCUUAAAGACAGUAAAGAAGCUAUCUACAGUGCUCUUGAUGCAUGGGUUGCUUGGGAGCAGAAUUUUCCUAUUGGACCUCUUAAAAAUGUAAUCCUUGCUCUUGAGAAGGAGCAUCAGUGGCAUAGAAUUGUUCAGGUUAUUAAAUGGAUGCUAAGCAAGGGGCAGGGAAACACAAUGGGAACAUAUGGACAAUUAUUACGAGCUUUAGAUAUGGAUAAUAGAGCAGAUGAAGCUCAUCAAUUCUGGGUGAAGAAAGUAGGUGCUGAUCUACAUUCAGUGCCUUGGCAGUUAUGCGGCCUCAUGAUAUCAGUAUACUAUCGAAACAACAUGCUGGAGAAUCUUGUGAAGCUUUUCAAAGGCUUGGAAGCUUUUGGUCGCAAGCCUACAGACAAAUCAAUAGUUCAAAGGGUAGCAGAUGCAUAUGAGAUGUUAGGUUUACUUGAAGAGAAAGAAAGGGUUCUUGAAAAAUACGAAGAUAUUUGUACCAAGAUAGAGAAAGGUCAUAAGAAAUCUAAGCAGACUUCAUUGAAGAAAAAGAAGGAUUCUGGACGGGGAAGACCUAGACAGAGACAGACAUCGACUUCAAAUAACCUUGUCAGCACCAUGGAUGGCCCAGAAUUAGUGAGAUGAGGAUGGGUUUUGCUUCCCAUAUUGGAAGUGGUAAAUUUAUUUCGUCAGCUAUUAUAAUAGUACCUUGGACGACAACAGGCUCCUAAUUUUUCAUCGGUUGGAAAAUCGUUGUGUGAAUACAUGGUUGGAUGAUAGUCAACAGGGAAUUGGCCUAAAAUCUUUCUAUGCUUGAACUCCUUUGGUAUCUAGUGAUUGUCAAACAUUAUUGUAAAUUAUGUAUUUCUAUUGCUAUAUUAAUUACUGAUCAAGAGUGUUGAUCUUAAUUUCAUUUUUUA